Molecule: messenger RNA, 855 nt
Organism: Suillus paluster
Lineage: Eukaryota; Fungi; Basidiomycota; Agaricomycetes; Boletales; Suillaceae
Exons: 10
Coding region: 1-855 (284 amino acids)
Source: RefSeq, a predicted model, not a curated record
AUGCCGGUGCUGUCUCCCUUCAUGGCCUUCGCUUGCUCUUUUCACGGUAUCGUGGGCAUUGAGAAUGCCACACCCUAUGCUCUGGAUAAAAGAUGGUUUUGGAAGAUGGAUGCCCUCUCGACGCAGAUGACUCCACUGGUGAUCUCCCUGUCUUUGUUUUGCAUUACUAUCGAGUCUGCAGACGUAGAACCAAGUUUUGACCAAGUUGCAACGUUCAACAUUUCCUCGUCAAAGCAGGUCAGCAAGUUCCCGCAUGGAUGGUACAUGAAAGUUCUCUUCGAGGCUGAUGGGGCCGCACAUACUAAUUCGACUCUACCUAUGAGACUCGAGACCCUGAAUCAAGCGAGUAUUUGUCAAUAUGCACAAUUUUUCAAGGAUGAACCCCAGGCGUUUACACACGAUGGGAUGAUUGUUGUUAUGCGGUAUAGCGUCUCCCAGAUAGCUUUUGCGCUUGGAUAUACGUCCUCAGAAUAUGUGUGGUGCUCAGCUAAUGCUACCCUGGACUGCGUCAGCACGGUACUAUAUCACCUUCGCAUUGAUGCAGCACAACCCUUGGGACCGCAAAUGACAGCGCUUAUCUCGAGGGGUGACAUCGUAUUGACAACUUCGCGGUGGUUUCAAGCCGGGAAGGAGGUGUCUAUGGCCAGUGAAACUAUAUACUAUAGCUACCCGUCUCGUGAGGAGGCCAUUGCGGCGUUUCAGGGAGCGCAACAGCAGGGUCAGUUAUAUGGUGUCCGCGUGUAUCCCGGAUUUUCGAAGUUAAGCCAGCAUCCCGGCAGUCAAGAGCGAGAAAAAGAAGCGCAGCCAGGAGCUGAACAGCAGUUUCCCAUACAAAAUAUGAUUGCAAACCGGUAG